AUGCACCAAGACAACAAGCAAACCUUCUACUUUAGCAGCGAGCCGGCUGGAGCGCAAGGCGGCACUGGCUUCUUGGGGGAGAGCAACCAGAACUACACGACGACGCCGCCCGCGGGACAGGAUGGGCAGACGAUCCCGGCUGAUACGACGGACCACGGUGGCUACAAGGGUGCGCACCCCAUCGCGGCCUUCUUCCACGUCUGCUUCAAGGUAGCGGCGAUUCUGGUCUUCUUGCUAAGCGGCAUCUUUGGCCUCAAGUAUGUACUGGUCCUUGUCAUCACGAUAUUGCUCCUCACCGCCGACUUCUGGACGACCAAGAACGUGACGGGCCGUAUCCUUGUCUCCAUGCGGUGGUGGAAUGAGGUAAAAGAGGAUGGGUCGACUCAGUGGAUAUUCGAGAGUAGCCACGAGGCGGACCAGCGCGUGAACGCGUACGACAACUGGUUCUUCUGGAUCACAACUGGCGCGAACUGUGUGGUCUGGGUGGUGCUUCUCUUCCUGAACUUCCUGUCCUUCAAGCACCUGCCUAUCACCCUCGCUGGGCUUCUGCUCUCUGGUGCGAACUUCCUCGGCUAUUUCAAGUGCCGCCGCGACGCGCAGCAGAAGGUUACCUCCUUCAUGCUUUCCCAGGCGGCGGCCCGGCCACAGGCGGCUGGGCACGUCGCGUCCUUCUUCAUGGGAGGUGGUGGCGGCAACAACACUAACGCUACCCAGAGCUGA
This is a messenger RNA of Leishmania braziliensis MHOM/BR/75/M2904, 720 nucleotides long. RefSeq lists its product as hypothetical. The transcript has a single exon. Gene Ontology annotation, cellular component: Golgi membrane. The record is from RefSeq and is a predicted model, not a curated record. Gene Ontology annotation, biological process: protein secretion; vesicle-mediated transport. The coding region runs from base 1 to 720 and encodes 239 amino acids. NCBI's taxonomy places the organism in Eukaryota, Euglenozoa, Kinetoplastea, Trypanosomatida, Trypanosomatidae.